AUGUUCUACGCCACAGCAGGACAGCAAGCUACCCAGCAACCGCCCCCAUCAAGAGCCGCCAUCCCAGGCUACCCAAGAGCAGGACCCCCAGGCUUUGGUGUCAGGAACUCUGAUACGAGCGACUUUCCAGCUCUCGGAUCGCACCCUCAACAUACAACCAACUAUGCUACCCAAGGGUCGAAUGCUGCUUCAUCCCAACAGAACUCGCAUCUGCAACAGCAACAACUGUAUCUCCAGCAGCCCCAACAACAGCAGCCGGGCGUGACACCCCCACCUCCACCGGGGAUAUCAGGACCUGCUGUCGGAGCCGGCGCCCAGACAAACGGAGGGAUUGCAGAUGACUUUCCGGCGCUGGGGAACGGGGAUGGGAAAGAUGGUCGGCUCACCAACUUUCUUCGAAAUCCAUCCCACCAAAUCCCUUCUUCGCCCGCCCCAUUACCGAACGGCACGAAUAAUGCGAGCGUAUCACACUCUGUGGCCGUGACUCCGUCAACCAACCCCCCUCAUCCUCACUCGGGCGCGGGCGGUCCCCCAUCAACAACAGAGUCUUGGCAAAGACAGUCGCCGAGACCUUCAGAACCUGUUGUGCGACCAGUGCAGCAGCUGCUGAGCUCUCCUGUUGACAGAUGGGGGCUGAAAGCGCUGUUGUAUGAGAUCCAGAUACAUAUGAACAAGACGGAUAGAGGGAUGAUGGUGUUUGGCGAGGAUCUGGAAGAAUUGGGUGUUGACGUCAACACAGACGAAGCGCUCUAUCCCUCAUUCGUGACUCCAUGGGCCGACCCUAAUUCUUUACCGCCCCCUCAAAUCGAAGAAGCGUACCACAUUCCCCAAUGCUAUUACGUCCACGCCCCUCCAGUGGAAAGCAAGUUGCAGAACUUUACCGAAGAUACCCUGUUUUUGGCAUUCUACAUGUCGCCUCAGGAUGUAUUGCAGCUUCGUGUAGCUGAGGAAUUGUAUGCUCGAGGAUGGCGCUACCACACUGAACUCGCUACAUGGCUUACAUCGCCUUCCCUCCCCUCCAUCGAUCUCGCCAAGACCGACCGUUCCGGCGGACAACCCAACUGGAUCCGUGGCCCCUUCCAAUACCUCGACACCCGCUCAUGGGUCAAGCAGAGAACAGCAGAGGACUUUAUGAUUGAUGCCAACGUGCUCGAACUCACGAGGCGGGCAGAUGAUAUCAUCCGGGAAGAAGCUGUCAGGAAGGAGCAGAAGGGCCAAAGUCCCAAUCCCAAUGGUGGGGCUGUUGGCGUUCCUUCAGCUCAAGGACAACAAAUGCCCCACCAGCGGUGA
Molecule: messenger RNA, 1290 nt
Organism: Cryptococcus wingfieldii CBS 7118
Lineage: Eukaryota; Fungi; Basidiomycota; Tremellomycetes; Tremellales; Cryptococcaceae
Product: CCR4-NOT transcription complex subunit 2
Exons: 5
Coding region: 1-1290 (429 amino acids)
Biological process (GO): regulation of DNA-templated transcription; nuclear-transcribed mRNA poly(A) tail shortening
Cellular component (GO): CCR4-NOT core complex; P-body
Source: RefSeq, a predicted model, not a curated record